AUGGAUCUUUCAGAAGAGGAAACAACCUUGAAAAGAAAACGUGAUGAUUCAGACUUGGAUUCAGAAUCAGAAUCAGAUUCAGACUCAAAUUCAAGUUCAGAUACAGAUUCAGACUCAAAGUCCGAGUCUGAGUCCAAAUCCGAAGCCAACUCUGAUGAAGAGGCCAAAGCUGUGUUAGAUGAGGAAAUGGAAAAAACACACAGCUCUAUUAUCUCACGAUUUAAGAAUGCAAUGGAAAAGCAGCCGAACCCAGACACAAAGGAAACAGAAAAGGAAACGGAAACUGAACCAAUUGAAUUGAAAGAUGUUGCACCUUUACCUCAAUUCAAGUUACCCAGAGACAAGCAACUAUACUCCCAAAGUUAUAAGAACAAGACUUUGGAUUGGUUGACGAAACCUGCUUACUAUGAUUCAAGCUUGACCAAACCUUUUCAAGAUUUCCAGCCCAGCAUCCACUCCAUAAUCAUGAAGAACUUGAAAAAAGAAUUUGAUGCGGAGAAUGCAUUUUCUGUUCAGGUCACAUUGAUCCAAGAGCUACUCAAAGAUAUCAUACGAGGCAAAUUAGAUCCUAAACCUAGAGGUGAUUAUCUCAUAAAUGCGGCAACCGGUUCGGGAAAAACACUAUCUUAUCUAGUACCUAUUGUACAGUAUAUUAUUGGUUCAAGCAGUGAAAUCAGAAUCAAAGAUUCUGGCAUCCAAAGUAUUAUAAUAGUCCCAACAAAGCCGUUGGUGCAUCAGGUAUAUGCCGAUGCGUUGAAGUUGACCAAAGGAACAGACGUUAACGUGAUGGCACUCAAAAGUGGUGGUGAUAUAAGUAUCAGUGAUGAAAGAAAAAAAAUCGAGUCGAAACUAGUUGACAUUUUGAUCACAACCCCAGGUAGAAUCGUUGAACAUUUGGACAUUUUGGAUAUGAAAGCUUUGAGAUUUCUAGUUGUGGAUGAAGCUGAUCGUUUGUUGAACCAAAAUUUCCAGGAUUGGUGUGACCUAGUAAUGGAUAAGAUUGAAACCACAUACAAUGCAGGCAACGAAGGAUUAGACCUAAAGUUCAAACUGAGAUGUAUCAAAUUAGUACUUAGUGCAACCUUAACCACCAACAGUGAAAAACUCACUCAUUUGAGACUAUUUAGGCCCAGAUUAGUUAUUGUGAAUAGUGAGAAUACCAGCGAGUUGUACCAGUUACCUAAAACUUUGAAUGAGAAAUACUUGAGAAUACCUGAAAAACUAUCUUAUUUCAAACCUUUGAUUUUGCUAAGGUUUGUCCAAUGGACUGACAAGAAUGGCAUCCGCUACAAUAAUUCUGGAUUGAUUUUCACUAAGAGUAACGAGUCUUCGAUAAGGUUGAACAAGCUGUUGAAUAUAAUGGCGAAUAAAUUUGGGAUGAGCAAUCAACUAAGCAUUGGCAGCAUCAAUUCUAUGAUGGAUAACCAAGAGAGAACCAAGACAUUGAAAAAUUUUGACAUCAAUGGCGGGAUUCUAAUAUGUACAGACUUGCUGAGUAGAGGUAUUAACCUAAAUUCCAUCAGGUUUGUUAUCAAUUACGAUUUACCGGGAUCAACAAAGGAGUACAUACAUAGAAUCGGUAGAACUGCGAGAGCUGGAAACACGGGUAGUGCUGUGACUCUCUGUUAUGGAGAUGGGGAGUUCAAAUGGUUCAAGAAAGUAGUCUAUUCUGGACAGCAGAUCAACAGAAAUGGUAAGAACAUCGUUGACAUCAGAUUCGUGAAGGAUCGAGAAGAGGCAGAACAAGAUGCCGAUGAGAGGGCUGAAGAUAAGACUGACCUCUUCGAGUUGAACUUGGCGGACGGGGAGAAACAAAUCUACGAGGAGUGUCUCAAGAGUUUAUGA
This is a messenger RNA of Pichia membranifaciens NRRL Y-2026, 1845 nucleotides long. RefSeq lists its product as hypothetical. The record is from RefSeq and is a predicted model, not a curated record. NCBI's taxonomy places the organism in Eukaryota, Fungi, Ascomycota, Pichiomycetes, Pichiales, Pichiaceae. Gene Ontology annotation, molecular function: nucleic acid binding; ATP binding. The transcript has a single exon. Gene Ontology annotation, cellular component: nucleus. The coding region runs from base 1 to 1845 and encodes 614 amino acids.